Esox lucius (northern pike) is the source of this 1175-nucleotide messenger RNA. RefSeq names its product protein phosphatase 1, regulatory subunit 35 (gene ppp1r35). Bases 143 to 1015 code for a protein of 290 amino acids. Gene Ontology annotation, biological process: negative regulation of phosphatase activity. Gene Ontology annotation, molecular function: phosphatase binding. The record is from RefSeq and is a predicted model, not a curated record. Lineage: Eukaryota; Metazoa; Chordata; Actinopteri; Esociformes; Esocidae. The transcript is spliced from 6 exons.
GAAACAACAGUUAUGGCGGAACGGGUGGAGGGAACUUCAAAAAUGAAAAGAUAAAAAUAAAAUAGGUGCGUGAGUUCAUCUGCCAUUCCCAGAGCUUCCUAAUAACAGGCCGUCACAUAAAGAUCAAGACUAGUGACAUAAAAUGACUCGAGUAGGUUCCAUGCAGCAGCCUCGUCUAGCUGAGGGCAGUGACCCGGUAAUCCGACAGGUCCCUUUACCCGUCCCAGUGCCUCUGGUCUCUGCCAGCCCCCUUAAGUGCCCGGAACUGGACCUGUCCCUCCCCGUCAGCCCUGACCCGCCUCGGCCAAACCCAGCUAGCCAGAAAAGGCGACGUAGCCAUCAGCAGGUUCGUUUUGCCCCCGAAACGCCAUUGGCUGUCACGGUGAUAGCGGAGCCUAGCAACCACCCUCUGCCUAGGCUACAUCACAAACACUCCAGCAGCUACUCAAAAGGCCAAGGGCUCCAUCAUGGCUCCUUUGCUCCUCCCCCAGAUGGAGCUCCGCGUAGAAGGGCGCAGUGGACAGAGUUAGGACCCAGUGAGGAGGCUGGUGGCAGUCUCCCUAUGGUGCCGGAGUUAAACACCACGCUGGCCCUGAAGGCUGAGCUAGAUGACGUAGCAGGGGCGGAGUUUAACUCGAAGAAGGCUGUUCAAGAGCAGCUGCAGAAGUCAGUCAGAACCAAGAACAGCGUCAGUGCCCGCGCUACAGAGGGUGUCAAUGUGCCUCCAUCACAGCAACUCUAUAGGGCGCUGGUCAGUGUCAAUGUGGAGGAGGAGGAGCUAAUCAACCAGGCUCUGCGUGACAGGCUUCUGCUGGUCCCGCCCACAUGCAGCCAUGGCAACAAGAAAGAUGAUGGCCCUGACCUGCAGGUGUUCUUCAGAGGGGAUAUUUUGAGGGAGAAGCCCCUCCUUCCAGGGGAAGACCUAACCAUGCCACUUCCCCAGCCCAUACCACGUCCUGCACACACAACCUUUGACCUCUAUCACAGACAGAAAUGCUGGGAGGCUGGACCCUGACACACACACACACACACACACACACACACACACAGACACAUACAUACAUACAUACAUACUUUGAACCGCUGUACUUAACCCAAUUCUAAAGAAUUGUCUUGGAUGUAAAUACUGUAUUUUAAACUAAUUUAAGAUAUUAAAGGUUAACCUGUAACAUGUU